Messenger RNA from Branchiostoma floridae (Florida lancelet), 1224 nucleotides. RefSeq lists its product as uncharacterized. The transcript has 3 exons. Lineage: Eukaryota; Metazoa; Chordata; Leptocardii; Amphioxiformes; Branchiostomatidae. Bases 253 to 774 code for a protein of 173 amino acids. The record is from RefSeq and is a predicted model, not a curated record.
AUGUGCCCGAAGCAAGUUUGGCUAAUUAAUCGAACCAAAUGUACCCACAAGCCAGAAAAAAAAUCUUCAACAGGACACAGAUGUUUCCGGCCCUCCGGGAAGCGCCCACCACCCACGGGUACAGUGUGGGAAUGGGAAGGAGCCGAAGGAGUGGAUUGACGUGGCCGAGGAUGACUGCAAAAGAACUACACUGGCACAGCUAAAUGACCACCUGAAGUGUCAGUAUAAGACUGUCUUGCCUCUGUGCCAGUCAUGUGCCAACAAGGGGUCCAAGGUAGUCUGUCAGAGGCCAAUUCACAAGUGACUCGUAAAAAAAUUUGGGCAGGUUUUGAGUAUGACUGGCCAGAAACAUACGAUGGGACCAUGGAGGUUUACUGUGUGUUGAAGGGAGGUCCGCUGCCUGAAAACAUCACAGUGGUUGAGAUGGGUUACAUCGGAGGAUUAUGCACUGCUAACGAAGUUGACAUUGAUGAGGAGUACAUUCUCCUCUUGACUCGGAGGGGCAACAGUACCUUCCAGCCAGACGACGUGAACGUCCAAACCGCGGUCAUCCCGGCCACACAGGACAACCUGGACAUGGUCGCCUUGACAUGUGGGCUGCCCAACUUCACUCGUCCGCUAGGUGACGCUAGAAACUCACCAGAGCAGAGAGGUUGUCCCACCCAUCCAAACGAGUCCGGAGAACAGUGUAUUUAUGCAGGGGCAGCAUCACAUGUUGUGACGUCCGCAAAUAUCAUAAUAUUUUUGCACUUUCUGCUUUUAGCAUUGAUUUGAAACCCAGUAUAAAUUCAUCGACAGCACAUAGACAUGACGCUUUGUUUACUUACAUUAACGUUACAUAGUUUUGUAUCAACAGUCAGUAACGGUGUGAUGGUGGUUUAAAGGACAGCAUCAGAAAAUCCUCAAUUCAUUAUUUUCCAGUAGUUUACUCAUUAUAAAGUUGAUGUACGUCAAUUUUUACAUUGAUCCGCCUAAUAUGACCAUGUAGACACGUAUGAACUUCGCGCUGUCCUCCUCUCCCCGCCGCGCUGGGCCAUGCCUCGUUCUGAUCAUCUGACGUCACAGAUCAGAAACUUCUGACCAGCCAUUUUGCUCGGUGAACCUCAGUCAUACAGUCAGCAGACUUUGCUACUUUAUACAAGUAAAGAUUCGAAAAAAAAACACAAUUUAAUGGAACUAUGGUAUACUUAAAAAAUAAAUAAAUAAAGAUCAGCUAUGUGCACA